Messenger RNA from Dentiscutata erythropus, 1851 nucleotides. Lineage: Eukaryota; Fungi; Glomeromycota; Glomeromycetes; Diversisporales; Gigasporaceae. The record is from the annotation of a GenBank genome assembly.
AUGCUUAGGAAAGUAUCAGAAUCUCUUGGAAUAUCCUCUUUAGGUUUACCGAGAACUCGCUCCCUCAAUGAAACUUUUUCCGCUCCUAGCUCUCCUAGAAAAUCACAAACGUUUUCAACUCAAAAAUAUGGUGUUUCAUAUACCUUAGAUCGAUACUUAACUAACGAAGGUCACCGACUGGUAGCCACAUACUUUCAUCUAAAUCAAACACAAAAGCACAUACAAAAAGGAGCUUUUCACCAAAUUACUGAAAAAGAUCUUGACGAAUUAAUAAAAUCUUAUAAUGGCGUCACAACUCGCGCAUUUAUAACAUUGAAUCAUCAACAUUUGUGUUUAACUUUGGCAGAAUGUAAAUUAUUGGCUAGAUUGUUAAAGUAUGAUGUUAUUACAAAUGUACACACUCUAAAUAUAUCGAGGAAUAGAUUGUCUGGUUCUUCGAUAAAAGUGAUUCUCGAAGCGUUACAAAAGAAUACUACAGUGACCUUUUUAGAUCUCUCAUCCAAUUCGAUAUCAGAUAAUGAGUCUAAAUGGGUAGGACACUUACUAAAAAAGAAUAAUUCGAUUAAAGAACUUUCCCUAGCUUUUAAUAAGAUUGGUAGUGAAUGUGCUCGGCGUAUUUCAAAAGCUCUCAAAAUAAACAUUACCUUAAAAAGACUUUCUCUGGAAUCAAAUAGAUUAAAUGCUCAAGGUGGUUUAUAUAUGUCCGAAAUGUUAAAAGUGAAUCGUACUCUUAAAUACAUUCAUUUAGGAGGUAAUAACCUUCAGUUUGCUGGAAUUCAAGGAAUUGUAGAAGCUCUUCGGGUUAACGAAUCACUUAUUAGUUUAAGUCUUGAUGCUAAUAACAUUGCUAUAGGUGGAUCAAAAAUAUUGGCUGACGCUCUAACAAUCAACAAAACUCUUACUCAUCUUUAUAUACCACGUAACAACAUUGGUGACGAAGGAUUAAAAUAUUUAUGUCAGGCUUUGUUGUUAAACACUUCAAUAACAUAUCUGGACGUCGAAUUUAAUAAUAUUGGUGUUCACGGUAAUACUGAAGGUUCAAGUGUUUUAGGUAAAUUACUUGAGAAUCAUGUUGUACCUCGUGCGAUUAAUUUAUCACAUAAUCCGAUUGGUAGUAGUGGUUGUGAGGCACUUUUUGUUGGCUUUCAUAAAAAUAAGACUUUGGAAUCAAUGGUCCUUUCUUCAUGUGGCAUUGGCCUGGAAGGAAUAAAUUCGAUAGCUGAAGCAUUGAAAUUAAAUCAAGGUUUACAAAGUCUUUCUCUUUAUAAAAAUAAUGAAAUCGGUGCUGAUGGACAUUUGGCUUUGGCUAAAGCUUUGGAACAGAAUACAAAUUUGAAAAAGAUACAGUUAGACUACAAUUUCGAUGAUUGGGGAGCUGUUGGACAUUUAAUACAACGUUAUUUGACGAGAAAUCUUUUCCUUCAACAAGAGAAAUAUAAUGUGGCAUGUCAAAUCCUGAAAGCUGCUAGGAUUAUGUUAAAUACACCCGUAUAUCGUACCACAGCCGCCAACAAAUCUAAUCCUCUUACAGUUUCUCGCCGUAGUCGCUCAAUCAGAUCAAAUAUAUCAUCUAGAUCUAUCGUUUCGAUAUCACCUUUUAUCGUAUCAUUUAUGUAUCUUCCCUUUGAAAUUCAAGAAAGAAUCUUAAUUUCGAUUGAUACCAAUCAAGUGCUUACUGACCAUCAAGAAAUCAUGAUUUUAAAUUGGUCAAUGAGGAAAGAUACUCUUGGGAAAAAUAGGGAGGAAUUUUUGACAAAAACUUUUGGUGCCUAUCAUCCAUUGACUAGUGAUGUUAGGCUUUGGCCAACAGAAUUUAGUGAAAAAGAUUUUUUGGUCUGUGACCGAUUUUAA